Molecule: messenger RNA, 1536 nt
Organism: Myripristis murdjan (pinecone soldierfish)
Lineage: Eukaryota; Metazoa; Chordata; Actinopteri; Holocentriformes; Holocentridae
Source: RefSeq, a predicted model, not a curated record
GUUUGUUGUCCGCUAGAAUGGAUAGUAACUUGUGCAGGUGAGAGUUAUCUAGUAAAGAGAGUUUUUCGUGGAGAAAUGGAGGCUGUUUUCAUGAGGUUUGACUCUUAUAACUUCAAGGCUGAUGAGAGGUUCCAGACUGGCCUGGUCUCUCUCGAGAGGUCUGAAAUCGGCAGCGAUGAAGCCAAAGUUUUGGACAUGAAGUUAUUCUUUUAUAACCGGUUUGUUGAACCCAUCGACUCAGCGGGGUACAAACAGUGGCACUUUGGUUCUUCCGGUGUGAGACUGGACUGCAGUGUUGCAAGUUCAGACUGCAGCAUCAGCACAAAAACUGAGGACACGUGUGCAGACACAGCUGCACCCCAGCUUUCCUUUGAGGAGGUGAUGCGACUAGUUCAGGCAGGCGAGGAAGUGCCCGGAGUGACAAAACUGGACAUACAGCCGAGCAACCAGGACCCCACUCCCUCUCAAAUGGAAAGGAGACCAAAACCCUGGGAAACAUCAGUGUCACAGUGACCUUACUCAGUCAUAGCCUCAUGUGUAUAGACUAUAUAUCUGACAGUAUGCCCAACUUGGCCAAAGAUAUCUGACAGAGCUGUCCUGCUCCUAAAUAAAGGUGAUGGUUGCUAGGCAAGUGGAGAAUAGGAUCAAGGUCUAUGAAAGAGACAUGUUAUAGGUGAGUUCAGUGCCAGCUGAAACACUUAAGGGGGGCGGGGCUUGCACCACACCACUCAAAUGCCUUCCUUUCUCCCAAUUCCUCAUCAUUAUCACUGCUGUCAUAUGUCAAGAGAAAGAGACAUCAACACAUGACUUCUGCAAUGCCUCUGUGGCACCCGAGAACUAGAGGGUGUCUCCUCACAUGAGGAGCCAGCUGUGACAGCAUGCAGGUGUCAAGCCACAGGGAGCUCUGCAGGAGGCUGCAGCGCUCAACACAAGGCCAGGAGUUGUUUUCAAAUGUGUCACUGCAGCAUAACUGACUGCUGUUGAGUAUAAGUAUCUCUGGUUGUAAUUUUGCACAAUUUCACCAUUAUCUCAAACUUACUUUCAAUUGAUGCAACUCAAACAUGGCUCAGGUUGCUCAAUGCAGUCUGCUUACUACUUUAAGAAGGAAGUUGUGCCUUGCAGCACAAGGCACAACUUCCUCCAUUCCUUUAACUGGGAAAGUAAAGCAAAGCAUGAGAUUUCUAUGGCUGUGAACACCACUCAGACUCUAAAAUGUUUAUGUCCUUAAGUGUCUCUAAUCUUUGCUCUGCACUGUUUAAGUGUAUUUUCUGUGUUGAGAAUCAACAUUUCAACAAUGGUGGUGAUGCAUGCCUGCACCUCUUGGGGCUACAGUAAACAAUUAUCUCAAAUAGGAAGUCACUGCUAUGAUAUGACAGCUACACAUGAAAAAGUAUAAUCACAAAGCUUAAAUAUAAAUUCAUUAGAGACCUUACAUUCUUGAUUUUAUAUAGUUCCUGUUGAAACGGGAUGGUUCAUAGAUGUGUUACUGGUGGGGAUGGGAUAGAUGGAUGAGAGAGGAUGUUUGAAGAUUUGUGA